UGAACAGUGGCCAUUCCCUCCAUCAACAGCCGAGGCCAGCGCAACCUCCCCACCAUGACACUGCCCGUUGCACAGACGCGGAUUCCCACGCCAGUGGCACGUCUUGGGAUCCGGUGCCGACGACAACGGACAGCAGAUCCGCGAGUCGCCCUUGUCCCCGCCGUCGGGACACUUGAACGUGUCCAUCUCGAUAUACCCCGUCCCGCAGGGCUUCCCGCACUCGGUCGUCAUGCAGUCGCCCGGGUGCUGGCUCUCCCAGUAGCUCACGUCGUCGGUCAGGCUGUCGCUCAUGACGAGAUCCUGCGGGUAGAGGACGCCGCGCAGGGCAUCGCGGUUGCGGUCGUCUUGGUCGAUUGCCCAGAUCAGUAACCCGCCGAGCCCGCGCUCGUUGGCGAACCGGAUCUUCUGCUGGAAGGUUUGUUGAUCGUCGUAGGAGAUCCACUGGUCCCCGUCCGCGACGAUGUACUUGAUUGCGUUUUCCUUGUCGUAGACGGGGGUCAGCUCGUCUUGGUGGAUGAUGUCGACGAUCUCGCUGUACGCCAGGAUCCCCGAGGCGUCUGUGCACGCGCCCUUUUUCCCGCCGGUUUCGAACCUGCAGCCUGGGAUUGCGCAGUCUUUAUCCUUGAGCUCAAACGUCCGCGAGUAAAACGCAAGACCCAGGUUCACCUUGUUCGCGGGGACGUCAUUCCGCCAAAGCAGAUUCAGUGCCUGAUCAAUCUCCGUCAAGUUCGUAUGCCCUAGCACCUGCUUCCCGAUUGUACUGUUCGCAUCCCAAAUUCCGUGCAAAUCAUAGCUCAUCAGGUUCAUGUAAUGCGCCGCACCGACCAUUCCCUUGAUAUCGAACCACCGCAGAUACCAAUACGAGGUCGGCGCCGUAAACGACAGCUCAUAGUCCAGCCCCUCGUCGUCAAACGCUUCUCGGAUCUGCUCCAUGAGCUUUACCCAGUUCUUCCCGUCAUUCUUCCCGCCCUCCCAGUCCGGCGGCUGGCGGUCCGGUGCACCGGGGUACUCCCAGUCAAUGUCGACGGCGUCGAAGCCGUAGUGGCGCAUAAAGGAGAGCAGAUUCUUGAUGAAUUUCGCGCGUUUUUCCUUUGUGGAGCUGAGGUCUGCGAAGACGCCCUGUGUGUCGGUGUGGUUGUCGUUGAAGGUCCAGCCGCCCAGGGAGACGCCGAGGAUCACGUUGGGGUUGCGUUCUUUCAGGGCUGUGAAUUCCGAGAGGGUCUUCUCGGGGACGUCGGGCAUGGGGCCGAUUUCGUAGUCAUUGGGGGAUAUGUAUGCAAAGGCAUCUGGACGGGGGUUAGUUGGUCCGUGUUGGCAAGAGAUAUCAACCCGCAAAGGGAAAAAAGGAGGAGGACAAACAAUUAACAUGCGUCAGACUCUCCACGGGAAUCUGCCGGAUAUUCAUCCCCAUACACUUCUUCUCCGCAUUCCACGCCUCGUAAUACCCGAUGAUCCGCUCCUGGACAUUCCCACUCGACGCCCCGGACCCCGGCUGCUCGCACCCACUCUGGCAGCCCGCGCCGCAAAACUCCUCUGUCGUCCCGCAGAACCCAAACUCACUGCAGCAGACGUUCAAUGGACAUUUCGUGCCGGGAUCCUUGGCGUCCUUGCCGCACUCGGCGUGCGCGUCGCAGUUGCUCCAGCAGUCGUCGUUGGGCGACUCGCCAGUCGUCCCGCAGUAUUUGGCGCCGAAGCCGCAGUACCCGGAUUUUCCGCAGCAGGCCCCGUUGCUGCAGGGGUUGUCCUCGUCGCAGGCGUACUCGUCGCGCUUGAGGAGGGUGGUGGGGUUGGCUGUGAUGCCUAGGGUUCUGGGGUUAUCGAGGUCGAGGUCGAGGUCGAGGUCGGUGUCGAUGGUUGAGUCCCAUGCUCCCAGUGUAGCUGAGAGGAAGAGGAAGAAAAGAACGAAAAGACCCGGUAAUUGAGCCAUGAUGAGCGUGGAAAGGGGACAAAAUAAAAUGAGAGGAAUGACCAAAUGACUGUGUUGCCAUUGACCCGAAUAGAGGGAUAUGAAGCGCUACAUAUAACCCUCACUACGCUUCUACGACAACGGAGUAAAUGUCCCCCGAGUCUUCUCUACUAGGUGCGGUGCCCCUCUAUCCCAUCCCAAAACAGAACAAUGCAGCGCUCCGCCGCACGAGAGCCCUAGCUGAUACAUGCACAAACACCUCAUCAGCCCACCCGCCCUGCAAUUACACGACCGUGGAGGUACCUCGGAGGGCCAAAAGAUACUCGGCUGCCAAUCGUGGCUAUGGCUGUAGCAUGUUUGAUGAUGUCUCGGGGUCCUAUGCUAUCCCUGCGCUAGUCGCUGCACCGGUCCUGCAGAAAUCGAUAAACUGGCGCCGUCGUAGCCCUGAUGGACAGAUAGAUUACAUGAUCGACAGCCGCAGACCCACACUCGUGCAUCGGGGCGAUGAAACGCGCGAGGCUGAAUGUUGCCAAGGACGGGCCGUCGGGGCGCAGCGGCGAGGCACCAACAGAAGGACAGGCUAAGCGCGAGCUAAGAUUCGAUAAGAGCGUUGGCGCUGUUGGUUUCGGCCCCCAGGUUCUGAGGCCCCGUUCUGUGCAGAGUGUAGUAUCGUCGGAAUUGCCUCGGCAGGGGUUCGAAACGCUGGUGUGUCUCAGCCCGUGGGGGACAUUUUUCCCGAGCUGCGGAAAAGGAGGAGGGGGACUACAGAUCUGGGUAGGCUAUGCAAGUAUAUCGCUUUAUAUAACGCUUUCGCGCGGGUGGUGGCUACCAUACCGGCAUAUCAUCGCCGCACAAGAUUCCGCUUCAUUGUGGCUCGUCAUGGCUUCCUCGCGGGUAGCCGUCUGGCAAGUUACUCUGCUUUGUUUAUCAUCGCUCGUCGCCUCGUGGCAGGCCUUUCCAGGCGACACCGUCGAUGCAUACGACGACAAGUGCGCCGACGCCCUGGCCACCAACCUCACUGCGUGUAUCCCCGCAGUCCGCGGCCUCAGCUCGAACAACUUCUACUCCGAGCACGGCCUCGACCUGAUCUGUACCUCCGAGUGCAGAGACGAGCUCAAGGCGUACGAAAAGACGGUGACUGAGGGUUGCCCUGAAGUUACAUACACAAACGAGUGGGGCACUGAGCUUCCAAUCUCAGAGAUUGCCAGCACGCUUGCCUUUGAGUUCCAGCAGACAUGUCUCCAGAAUGAGGGGCAGUACUGCAAUAUCGUGCUUGGGAAUAUCACGCAGCAUGGCGGCGACGAGUGCAACAAGUGUUUGCUGUUGAAGCUGCGAUCAGAGGCGCAGUAUCCCUAUGGGAGUGGCCCCGAUGUCUACUCGAGUGUUUAUCCCAGCUUUACUUCCUCGUGUGGGCUCACGGGGUACCCGGUGACUGUUACGCCGACGCCUGUGCCUUCGUCUACACCAUCCUCCUCCUCCUCCGCGAUCCCAACUGCCACGAGCACCUCCUGCGCAGGAACCACAUACAAAAUCCAACCCAACGACACCUGCAGCUCCAUCUCCCUGGGCCAAAACAUCGCCACCUUCCAACUCCUCCUCGACAACCACCUACAAGCCUACUGCGCCAACUUCCCCUCAACGGGAACGCUGUGCAUCAAAAACACCUGCACCGUCUACACCGUCGAGCCUGGGGACACCUGCAAGAGCGUUGCCAGAGCCCAUGGUAUCUCCCCGGUCCAGCUCCGCUCCUAUAACCCCUGGAUCGACGGCGGGUGCUACAACUUUAACCGCACGGUCGGCACGCAGAUUUGUCUCGACGAGCCGGGCGACAAGUAUCAUCCGCCCUCGACGGCAAUCGGGUCGCCGACGAGUCCGGCCACGGCGACGGCGGCAGUCCCUGUUCCGACGAAUGUCGCGGAUAACACGACGAGGAGUUGCGGCGAGUUUUAUACCGUUGUCGCGGGGGAUAAUUGUACCAGUGUUGCGGAGCGGUUUGGUAUCCCGAGGACGGACUUUUUGAUUCUGAAUCCGGGGUUGAAUGAGCAGUGCACAAACCUCCUCCUCGGGAUCAGCUACUGCGUCCUCCCCGUCGGCGACAUGAGCAAUUACCCCGGCGGCCCAGGGUACAUCCCAACGAUCUCGCAGAUCCCCUGGACGGACCUGCCCGACGCGACAUACACGCCCAUCUUCAACCCGGACGUCUCAAAAAUUGCACCAGGGACGACAACUGACUGUGCGAGCUACGUCGAGGGCAAAGAUCUGCAGUUUGGGUUCCCCGGCGUGAGCGACUGCGAGGUCGUGCAGUCGUUCUUUGAGGUCUCGGCGGCAGAUCUACUCAAGUGGAAUCCGUCGCUCAAGGCGCUGAAUGGGAACUCCACGAGUUGUGGGUUCAGUGAGGACUUUCGGUAUUGCUUGGCUGGGGGCACUGGGUCAGGGUCAGGGACUGGGAGUGCAACUGCCUCUCCUACUUCGACGCCAGACCCGACUUCGGCUUCAAUCCCCACCAGUACGAGCAGUUCGACCUCUGCUUCGUCCACCGAGACGACAACAGCCGAGCCAACCAAGACUCCAACUCCAACUCCAACUCCAACCUCCACUGACGCAACAUCCACAAAUCCAACAAGCACAACCACAGACCCAUCGUCAAUUCCCUCCCCAACUCAAUCAGACAGCAUCCCAUCCAACUGCACCUCGUACGCCAAAGCCGUCCAGGGCGACAACUGCGUUGACUUUGCCAAGGCCCAUGGCAUUACGCCGGACCAGCUGUACGAGUGGAAUGCGGUCCUUGGCAAGGGCGGCGAGGAGUGUGGGAUGAUGUUCCAGGCCGAGACGUAUUAUUGUGUUGGGGUUGCUGGGUAAAAUAUGUCCGUUUUGCGGGGAUGUAGUGUGUGUGGGUGGAGGUGUCUGUCUGUAUCCUGGGUGAUUUGUCGCUGCUGUAUGGAAAUCAAUUUUUUUUGCUUCUGAAUAAUUGUUCGUCGUGUGGGUCCAUGACAGGAUUUUCUAGGCGGUAUUUAAAGAAGAUAGACGAGCAUCUGCUGAUAUCGAGAAUACGCCGAGGUUCUAGAUUUGAGUCCUGCCACUAGGAUAGGGCACCGUAUAGAUACGCCCUCCCGUGGUGGAUUUGCCGGUCAUGGUUUUCUGUGAAAUAACUGCAUCGCUGGGAUCCAGAUGCUCGAGUGAGAAUGUAUUGGACGGAGAAACAAACUUCCUGUGCUCUCCCACUGCUAAGCAGGGCCCUGCCACAGAGUAUGAUCCUACGGCUUGAUAUAUUAGGUUCAUAUCCAUCUUCCCUCAUUGAUACGCUG
This is a messenger RNA of Aspergillus calidoustus, 5211 nucleotides long. Lineage: Eukaryota; Fungi; Ascomycota; Eurotiomycetes; Eurotiales; Aspergillaceae. The record is from the annotation of a GenBank genome assembly.